This is a messenger RNA of Entelurus aequoreus (snake pipefish), 4670 nucleotides long. It is a transcript of the gene exd2, whose product is annotated as exonuclease 3'-5' domain containing 2. Gene Ontology annotation, biological process: nucleobase-containing compound metabolic process. Gene Ontology annotation, cellular component: cytoplasm; nucleus. Gene Ontology annotation, molecular function: nucleic acid binding; 3'-5' exonuclease activity. NCBI's taxonomy places the organism in Eukaryota, Metazoa, Chordata, Actinopteri, Syngnathiformes, Syngnathidae. The transcript is spliced from 10 exons. The coding region runs from base 242 to 2092 and encodes 616 amino acids. The record is from RefSeq and is a predicted model, not a curated record.
GUCACCGCUGCACCACCGAUAUAAAUACAACCCGGAAACUACUGUCAACGCGUUUAAAUAACUAAAAAAAACCACAGAAAAAACAAAGAAAUGUCCAACAUUGUCUAGAACUGCCGUUAGUUGUGACAGAAGACACGAAGGGCCAUGCAGAGUCUGUCCCCGGUCCUCAAGCAGCAGAGCCCGCUGGAGGUCUACUGACUCCCAGGUUUGCACCUCCCAGUCUGCCAGAGACCACUUGGCCAUGUCUCGCCAGCUGGCCGCCAUCAUCACCACGCUCCUCGGGGCCACCUUUGGCGGUCUGCUCCUGUGGCGAGCGUACGGCACCAGGCGGAAGAGGCUCCCUUCCAUUCAGAGGGUGGCUGACUCCGCGCCUCCUGCCUGCGCCGACGUGCCGCCCGCGGAAGACCAUGGCGACCGGCACGCCUCGCCGGGGGAGCCGACGGCCUCGGAGUGUCCGGCGGCCUCCCCCGUGAGUUCGGAGCAGCUGCGGGGGCUGAAACUGGCGCUGGUGAGCUCCCAGGAGGAAUGGCAGAAGAUGUGGCCGCUGAUACAAAAGGACCUGGUGCUGUUCCCCGUGCUGGGACUGGACUGUGAAUGGGUGUCAAUGGAGGGCCGCCCCUCGGUGGUGUCCCUGCUCCAGCUGGCCUCCUGCUCCGGUCUGUGCGUGCUCGUGCGGCUCCUGGUGUUCCGUGACGGGCAGCGGUCCUUCCCGCCCGGUUUGGUGGAGGUGCUCCGCGACCCGCACGUCCUGAAGGCCGGCGUGGGCUGCUACGAAGACGGGAAGCGGCUGACGCGCGACUACGGCCUCUCGCUGAACUGCACGGUGGACCUUCGCUACCUCGCCUUGAGACAAAAGCAGGCGUCCAUCAGUAACGGACUGAGCCUGAAGUCGCUGGCGGCCGACGUGUUGAACGUCUCUCUGGACAAAUCGCUGCAGCUGCGAUGUAGCGACUGGGAGGCAGACCAACUGACUCCGGAGCAGGUGUCCUAUGCAGCCAGGGACGCCCAAGUCUCCAUCGCCCUCUUCCUGUCCCUCCUGGGCCUCCUCGCCCAAGCCGGCGGGAGCUCCUACGUGGAGCUGGCCGCCCGCUGCCAGGGGCUGCUGGACGUGCCAUUCAGGGGCCGACGUGGCGGAGACGAUGACGACGGCGAGAGGCGGCGGCGGAAUCGCUCGUUGAAAAGCCCAGAGUCUGGAGAUCAGCAAGUCCCAGACCCCAGGAAAAACAAUAAGAGAAAGCCGCUGGGCGUGGGUUACUCUGCCAGGAGGUCUCCGCUCUACGACAACUGCUUCCUGCACGCCCCCGACGGCCAGCCUCUGUGCACGUGUGACAAGAAGAAGGCCAAGUGGUACCUGGACAAAGGAAUAGGAGUUCUCCAGAGUGAAGAUCCAUUCGUGGUCCGGCUUCUCUUCGAGCCUUCCGGACGUCCGGACUCCCAGCAGGACUACUACCUCACGGCCAAGGAGAACCUCUGCGUGGUCUGCGGCAAAGCAGACUCCUACAUCCGGAAGAACAUCGUUCCUCACGAGUACCGGCGCCACUUCCCCUCCAAGAUGAAGGACCACAACUCGCAUGACAUCCUGCUGCUGUGCACCAGCUGCCACGCCGCCUCCAACGUACACGACGGCUUCUUCAAGGAGCAGCUGGCCGACGAGUUCGCCGCCCCGCAGGGCUGCGAGGGGGGCGUGCGCCUCAUGGAGGACGCGGACCGCCGGCGGGUGCGCUCGGCGGCCCGCGCCCUUCUCACUUCCGCCGACGGCCUGCCGGAGCAACGGCGGCAGGAGCUGCAGACGCUGGUCCGGCGCUUUUUCGCCGCGGGCGACGAGGGCGAGCCGACCGGGGAGGAGCUUCAGCGGGCCGCCGGCUUGGAGACGAGGAUCUUCAACGAGGCCUAUGUGCCGCACGGCCUGAAGGUGGUGCGCGCCCACGCCGAGCACGGCCUGCGCGGCCUGAUGGACCUGGAGCGGCGCUGGAGGCAGCACUUCCUCAGCGCCAUGCGCCCCGAAUACCUUCCCCCGCUCUGGUCCGUGCACCACAACCACGGCAAGUUCCUCCGCAAGUACGGAGAAGACCUGCCCGUCAAACUCAACUAAGAAGAGACGUACUGACCCGCGCCCCGUGACCACUGUGGAGUGGUCACCGUGGCGUGACCUGAGUGGGGGUCGGCACACUCCUCACCUGCAGCACUUUUUAGACAGAAGCCCGAUUAUUUAUGAACCUGACGUCAAAGAUUUUUUAAUGAGAAAAAGCUUCAUCGCACUCUUAGGUGAGGCUCACACUUUGUGAAGAUGGUUGUCCUACCUUUUUUUUCCGCCCUCCCGCCUGCUUCCCCUUCCCCAAAUAUUGUCUGUGUCAAGGCAAUAGAUUUAGAAUCUCCCUCAAGGGGGAGAUUUGACGCCUCGCCGGCGGGAGAGCCAUGCUAACGCGAGCUCGCUCCUUUUCCCGGUUCCCCUCACUAACACGCCACCCCCCGGCGGUGGCGCACUUCCCCCACAGGGUGGGACGUCUCCGAGGUCCAUGUUCUAGUGGGCCUCCUAGUCCCACGAGACCCCUGGGAGGGGUGCGCUCCAAGCCCGGGGACGUGACUUUGCAUCCACUGCAGAUAAUUUCACUUUGCGACGUCCUUCUACAACAUACCCCCCCCCCAAAAAAAACGCUAGCUGGCUCGUUAGCGCGACGACACAACCUCAGAGCAGAGAAAUGAAAUCUUUUGUACGUUUUGUCUCCCUAAAUUCUAAAUGAAACCCAGAAUAAAGUUUGUAUUCAAAGAGAAACAAACAAGCCACGUUCUGUAUUGUUUUGAUUUAUUUCUUACAAAAUCACAGUUUGAUAAAUAGUCUGUAGAAAAAAAGACGGUACAAAAUCGAGACAGUUGCCAUCAAAUGUGACUUUUUAGUGGUCGUGUACAAUCUAGUUCUGCUGGGUUAAGGCCUCUAGAUUUUGGCGUGAGAACAAUCCGUCAUCUGGCUUUCAUGGCUCAUGUGCAAAGAAAAAAGGUGUGGACAUGCUAAACGCUAACGGUCAGUGUCGACUAUGGCACGUGAGGCGGCUUCAUUCUUCUUCUUCUUCUCCGGGUUUCCACUUCCAAGUCGGACGUGUUGUUCGACCAGACUUCAGGAGCCGAGCGCCGCCGAGGAGUGAAAAUCACUCUGACAUCUUUACUGCAUGACCGAGACAUUACACUCGUAAAAGUACUGCAUAUUCGUAUCGCUCCAACAAAAACGACGAUUUCACGCCAAAAGGUGAUCGCGUCGUCGAGAAAACCGUUCCGUCACUUUUGAGUUUCUAACGUGUUCCCUUCUUUGCGGGUUUGUAAGAUUGUCACGUUAACAAAAAAGGGGAGAAAAUACAUCUUCGGCUUCAGUUCGGAAAUAAAAACCAAGGAACCGCCAAUUAAAAAUCGGUGUGUGACACGAACUCUUCCUCCAGUAUUUGGUCAAAUGUUUGGUGGGGCGGAAUACUUGACUCACGCCACUCAGAAGUCCACCAGGUCCAGGUCUGGAUCAACACCAAGGCUGUGUUCACGUUCGGUUUGGUUCAAGCCAACAAGCGUAAACCACCUCUGGUGUCCACAAUGACUAAAGACCAGGUGCUUGGUUUACAGGGCAUCUUUUGGUGACAUUUAGAUUUUUUCAAUGCCUGUGGGAACGGUAAGUAAAUCGGGACUGAAUCCAGAUGAAUCGGCCGAGUGUGAACACAGCCUGAAGUGUCAUCUAAACCGGAAUUUCUUUCAGUCCAAGUAUACAACGGAUGACGAGUCAUUUUGUUCCAAAGUCUUAAACAAGUUUUCUGUUUGGUCCAAGUCUCUUGUACACCACAUCAUAGUUUGUUUGUUUGUCUUUUAGUCCAAAAAAUCUGGUCUGUAUUGGGCCCAAGUCUAAAAAAUCCCAUUUGGUUCUCUGUCAAAGAUCACUCAUCCAAGUCUCUAGCUUGGUUAUCAAAUGACCUGGUCUAAGCAAUGUGGAACUUUAAGAAACUUGUUCAAAACGUCACGAGCAAGUCCGAAAUCAUUUGCAUCAGGUCUUGCAUAAGUCCCAAGUCACUAGUUACGAGUACAAGAAGAAAUCUCCCAUUGAUAGAUUUAAGCAUCCUUAAAGUCCUAGAAGAGUCAAAAGUCCUUUGGUACAAGUGCUCAGUCCUUUGGUCAAAGUAUGACGGAAGUCUUAUCGCAUGGUUCUGUGGAACUUGUACACGGAUUUAACAGAAGUCGAAAGGGACUCCCAAAGUCACUAGCAAGUUCAAACAUCUUUCCGUUCUAGUACUAUGUGAGGCCCAGGAUUUUUUUGAUCCAAGUCGUAGAUGAAAUAGUCAGUCAUAUCUCACCUGACGUAAGUGAUCUAAGCAAUCACAAAUCCAAAGGUCCUAGGUUCAAGUCCCUAGCAGGUCAUUCAUCCAAAACUACACCCAGUCCUUUUUUAUAGAAGUCAAGUUGUAAGUCCUAAAGUCCUACAUCUCUGCAAAAAGACAAAACCAAAGCGACAUCUUCUUUGCAGUCUCACCUCCGUCCUCCCCCCGGGUUCCCCAGUCAUUAUUGCUUACGUGUUCAAACAUCCAACAUUGUCCUGGUUUUUUCACAGGGACAUUUCACAGAGUCCAGCCGGCAGCUUCUGAGAGGCGAGCCGGUAGUUGCUGGUAUGGUCAGGGUUGUGGCGGCGUUCUUUGGCGUUUACU